Messenger RNA from Eimeria necatrix, 1722 nucleotides. RefSeq lists its product as hypothetical. The coding region runs from base 1 to 1722 and encodes 573 amino acids. Lineage: Eukaryota; Apicomplexa; Conoidasida; Eucoccidiorida; Eimeriidae. The transcript has a single exon. The record is from RefSeq and is a predicted model, not a curated record.
AUGGGCGGGCUCGGGCUGCUGCCCCUGCUGCUGCUGUGGGGCCCCACAGCAGCAGCAGCAGCAGCAGCAGCAGCAGCAGCAGCGUACACCGAAACCAAUGUGUACGACUUGCUGGGCCCCAGCUGGGUCUCCAAGGCCGAGGCCCCGCUGCUUGUGGGGCCCCCCUCUGCUGCUGCUUCUUAUGUGGGCCCCUAUUCCUUCUACACCGAGAGUGGGGAGGCCCCAGAGGGGCCCCCCUCCUCCACGGCGUUAGACUCCGCGAGUUCCAACGCCUCCUCUGCUGCUGCUGCUGCUGCUGCUGCUGCUGCUGCUGCUGCUCCCAAGCGGCAGCUCAACCGCCUUUUGCUGCUGCAGCUUUGCGUCUUGGUUGCCUUCGGCUCCAUAAUGUUCUUAGUGGGUGCAAACUCGGGAAAGGGGGGCCCCCGAAAGGGUUUGUCGAAGAGCGGGGCCCCCGAGGGGGCCCCCGGGGGCCCCUGGGGGGCCCCCGGGGCCCCCGAGGGCCCCGACGGCCCGGGUUCCCCCCAGGGGGCCCCCCAGGGGGCCCCCCAGGGGGCCCCCGAGCUCGCGAGGGGCCCCAAAGAAGACCCGCAGACUGUGCAGGCCUUCGCUGUUGCAGAACAGUUUGACCAAACAAGUCUUUACAAAAUAAUUACUGCAGCAGAACAGCUGCUGCUGUUCCUGCAGCCUGUGGGGUUGGAAGCAGAAGCAGCACAGCUGCUGCGGCAGGCGCAGGCGACGGAGGCGGACCUGCAGCUGCUGCUGGAGGCGAGCGCGCAGCAGCAGCAGCAGCAGCAGCAGCAGCAACAGCAGCAGCAGCAGCAGCAGCAGCAGCAGCAGCAGCAGGUGGCUGCUGCUGCGCGGCGGCUGCUGAAGGACAACUCUGGAGAACUGGGGGAACUUGCUGCUGCUGUGGAAGCCAACGUGAGGAAAGUAACAGCAGAAAAGUGCAUGCAAGUUUUUGGAUAUGAAAAGUUUUUGAGAGAAAGUUAUGAAGCAGCUUUGGUGGCUUACGGCAGCGAGGGUUUAGGGUUUGCGUCGCUGCAGCAGCACCUGCUGAGCUGCUCAGCAGCAGCAACGCAGCAGAGUCUGCUGCUGCAGCAGGAGCGCGCGGCGCUGCAGCAGCGCAGGCAGCAGCUGCCCAGGACCCUCGCCGACGCUGCUGCUGCGCUCAACGCUGCUGCAGCAGCAGCAGCAAGAGUGCAAGUUGCUGCAGCACGAGCAGCAGACUUGCUCGAAAGUGGCAUGCAAGGCCUCGACUUGUUGACAAGUCAGUACUUGGAAGAAGUGCAGCAGCUGAAGCGGCAGCUGGACUGCAUGCGCAGGCGGGUGAAGCAGGCCACAGCAGCAACACCAGCAGCAGCAGCAGCAGCAGCAGCAGCAGCAGCGCCGGCGGCGCAGCCCACCGACGCCCAGGCCGCGCCCGCGGACAGCCCCGCCCACCCCCAGCAGCAGCAGCAGCAGCAGCAGCAGCAGCAGCGGCAGCAGCAGCGGGGGCAGCGGAAGCGGCAGUCGCUGCUGCAGGCGCGGCUGGAAGCAGCAGCAGAGAAGCUGGAGCUGCUGCGGGACCUCGUCUUGGCCGUCAAAAACCCUUACAGUCCUUCCCCCAUGAGAGAAACUCUCAAAGAAGUUCUCGAGACAAAAGGAGCUCUUCAGCGCGAAGUCUUCGAGCUCAGCGAGACCCUGGACUCCCUCAUUGAGCUCCAGGAGUCCAGCGACGCCUGA